Molecule: messenger RNA, 417 nt
Organism: Ilex paraguariensis (yerba mate)
Lineage: Eukaryota; Viridiplantae; Streptophyta; Magnoliopsida; Aquifoliales; Aquifoliaceae
Source: the annotation of a GenBank genome assembly
AUGGUGGUGGAAGUGAGAGGUGUGGCAGGAGAUAGGGGGGUGAAGGUAGGUGGUGUUUGUAGUUGUGAUAAUAGUAACCAUAAUGGUGAUGGUGGUAAAUAUGAUGAAUUGAUAGUGCUUGGCUUUUACGAGAAGCUAAAGGAGUCCAAGCUAAAGGCCUUCAAGCUAAACUGUGGACAAAAUGAUAGGUUGGAGGACUUCUUAGAUGCCCUCAACCUGAUCACUGCUAGGUUGGAGGAAUUCUACCCUGAUAGGAAUAUCAUUACAAAUUACAAGUAUAUAAUGGAAUUGAUUAACACUCUCAUUAUUCACAAACUGAGGAAAAGAAAUUUCUACACUGAUAAAAUGAUAAGCUUGAGAGGGCUGCAACAUGAUUCUUUUGCUUUUUUUGAUGUCCCAUCGCCUCUGUUGGGAUAA